Messenger RNA from Gambusia affinis (western mosquitofish), 3469 nucleotides. RefSeq names its product ssu-2 homolog, related sequence 1 (gene ssuh2rs1). The record is from RefSeq and is a predicted model, not a curated record. The transcript is spliced from 12 exons. The coding region runs from base 1898 to 3007 and encodes 369 amino acids. Lineage: Eukaryota; Metazoa; Chordata; Actinopteri; Cyprinodontiformes; Poeciliidae.
GCACCAGCAACCCUCCCGACCCCAUUAGGGACAAAGGGUGUAUAGAAAAUGGAUGGAUGGAUUUAUAUUUUGGUUAUUACGACUCUUAUUUUGAAAGGUUAAAGUAGUAGUGGAAUUCUUCAAGUUGCUAGGGAACCAGAGAAAGAAGACGUGAUAUGAAAGCACAGCUUUAACAAGUGGCUGUAAAAGGGUAAUUUAAGUUUAAGAAUUUAUUUAAUAACCUCAUUUCUACCUCGAAAGGAAGGGUCAGCCAGCGAGGUAUGUUUAUAUGUAUAUAUAUUAUUUUUUAUGUCGUUAUUUUUGUCUAUUGACACCGUCUCACUUAAGUUUAUGUUGUAUUUUAGUUCGACGGUGGUGUUGUGUCAGUGGAGCAAAGUGAAAUUGUAACAAGAGCAACUUUAAAGAUUGACAUUAAAGUUGACUUCACACCAGCAGUUCAACGAGCUAUUUGUUGCCAUUAAGAAGAAGAGGUGGAAGUGACACUCAUUACUCAUCAUCUGCUAGAUCAGGGAUCUGCAAACUGUAGUUUUGGAGCCACAAGAGGCUCUUUGGCUCUGGUCUUCACUAAAUUCGUUAAACGGCGUAUUAAAGUAUUAUAGUACAUUGAUACAAUGAAAGAAACAAUGUUUUGUUAUUAAAAACACUAGCCAGAAAGGAGCCAGGUGCUUUCCAGAAUUCUGGAUGAUUCUGUAAAUCAUCCAGACAGAUCCAACCAUUCAUUUCUCUUUUGUAAAAUAAAUAACAUGUUUCUUUUCUUCUCUGGAUACUGGUUAGAAAAUGUAUUAGAAUAUAAAUUACAUUGAGUCGUUACAAUACACAGAAUGUACUGAAUAAUAAAAAUACCAGUUUUACUUUUUCCUUCGCCUAUUAUUUUGUAUUUUAUCACUUCAAAUAUGCGAAUACAUAAAAAUAUUAUCUCAUACGAUUUUAACAAUGCUUUUAUUAUGAAAUGAAACUCAAUUUAUUUUUUUAUCGUCAGUCUCUUAAGGAAAAACCUAGUUGCCAAAACAUAAAGAAAUCCUUAAAAAUAACCAUAUAUUAGUAAAAUAACUUUAAAAAAUGAAAAAAAUCCCACCCACGCUUCAAGCUCCACUCAAAAAUCCCCGGAUCCUGGACUAAGGCUUUCGUUGUAAAACUUCCCCUGUGCUGUGAAACAUCCGGACAUCAGGUCCCGUUACAACUGCAGCAAUAGUUAGAGGCGACUAACGGAGGGGAACCAGCAAGCAUACAGCUGUGUGAAACAGGAAAAGAAAUCCAGAGAAAAUAACAGUUAAAAAAUCCAGUUGUCACCGCGCUUUCGCAAAAUGGAUUAUCAGCGUUUAACGAGGUGAGGGUCGCUUCAUGCUGUCGAUUUAGAGCAAAAGUUAAACUGUUGCUUAACUUUUCGUUUUACCGCUACGCGUUUCAGCUACGGUCAGCACCAAGAUUACGGCAUUGCCAACCCAGGUUACAUACCAGCAGCAGCGGGGCCACCAGGUAUGACUUCUUACAAAUCCGUAUUUCAACUACACCUUGAGCACAAGACGAGCAUUGAAGUUGUUUUUUUUCUUUUUUUUUUCUUUACGAGUUAGUUCUGCCUACUGUCACAAAAAAUACGAGCCACUAGCGCCGCAAAAACUUUUCGGAGAAAAAAACAAAACAAAACAAAAAAACUUAGGUCUUCAGGUGACGUAAAUCUGGAGAUGGGCGGCAACACAUUUUUGGAGUUGCUGAAAUCUCAGAGCUUCGAGUUUCUCACUCAUAUUUACAGACAUUUGACUGAAAUAUGGAGUCAGCAAAUUCAUAUUUUUGGAGUUGCUGAAUUUUCAGAGCUUCCAGUUUCUCACUUAUAUUUCCAGACUGAGGGAUUAAGAUUAAUCUAGAAGCUUCAGGCUUUGGGUUCCAGAAAUCUGUAGGAAUGAACACCAUGACAGAAGGGCACGCAAUGUUUGCCCCACCUGUGGCAGAGCAUGCAAGCCCCAGCGCUCCUCCGGCUGGUAUGUUUGACAUCAUGCCUGGAUAUGAAGGGACAGUGGCUGGAGGAGGUGGAUUUCUUCCACCUCCCAUGCCUGCUCAACCAGUCCCCCAGCCUUCACCUGGACCUGAACAACCACACUGGAAUAUCCCGUCUAUAACUGAAGAUACUGCCAGGGACGCCUUUAGCCUGUAUGUUUCCAGCAAAUGUUGCUACAGUUCUGCACCUGCAAAGGACGGUGUCAUCGUCAACAUGGAGUCAUUCAAUACUUACAGGUAUCGCCUAGAAACAUUUACCGAGUCCAGGUCUACAGAGUGGAGCCAUGAGCCAUACAACGGCCAGCCAGUGGAUGCCUAUGUUCAGCAACCUCCAGGACCGUGGGACCUUCCUGCCAAAGCACCCACUUUUUUUGUGGACGGAGAACAGAAAAUGAAGGUUCCCUACACCUCAUCUAUGAAGCCUUGCCAUGAUUGUUUCGGAAACGGGAGGAAACCUUGCAAAGACUGUGCAGGCUCUGGUAAUAAAAUGUGUUGGCUGUGUAAUGGAUCUGGUUUUCGUCAUGGAGGGGAUCGUUGCCACCACUGCAGCGGAAGAGGGAGGGAAAAUUGUGCACACUGUUAUGGGCAUGGAUCAAAGGAAUGUACCACAUGUCGUGGAAAACAGCAGCUUUUGGUCUUCAUCUGCCUCACUGUCAAAUGGACAAACAACUGUGACAAUUAUGUUGUUGAACAAUCGAGCGGUCUUCAGGUGUCAAACCUCAGUCAAGUGUCAGGCAAGGAGCUCUUCAGGGACUCUCAGUACUUGGUGUAUCCAGUCAUGGGCUUCCCAGACCCUACGGUGGUGCAGGCUGCACAGCGACUUGUUGGGGAUCAUCAGUCCAAGUUCUCACGGACGUCACGUAUUCUACAACAGCGUCAAACCAUUGAAUUGAUCCCCAUCACAAAGGUCACCUACACAUGGAAAGGAAAAACAUAUGUUUACUUUGUGUACGGAAAUGAGUUCAAAGUUAGUACGAAUGACUAUCCUGCUACCUGCUGCUGCUCUGUAAUGUAAUUUAGAUGAAUGUAACAUUCUGAUUAUAUAAAUAAAUAUCAGAAAUCAACUAUUUACUAAACCUUUUAAAACAAAGAAGAGACAUUUGUGAACAGGGAGUUAAAUUGCUGUUGUCAACUAAAUAAUUAGGAAAAAGCUUCAACAGAGGCAGCAGUUGUGAGCCAGCUACAUCAUCUCCUCAAAGUUUAUCAAAGUUGAAAUUAGGCAAUCUGGAAAACUGUCUGGUCAUUUAACAAGUCAAUAAUUUUGUGAGUUUGUUAGAAAUUGACAAAAAUAUAUUUGUUUCCAGUUUAAAGGGAACAUUUUGUAUUCUGCACACCAUGUAGAAGACAGUAUUAAUGUUGAUUUCAGGCAAGUUUGAUACAAAUGUGUGAUGACACAAUUACACAUAAUCGUGUCAUCACAGAUAAUAAUGAAAUCUACUAAUUUAAAGGUUUUGACACCACCUGUGCUGACAGUAAG